Molecule: messenger RNA, 2871 nt
Organism: Lathyrus sativus (Indian pea)
Lineage: Eukaryota; Viridiplantae; Streptophyta; Magnoliopsida; Fabales; Fabaceae
Source: the annotation of a GenBank genome assembly
AUGACGUCAUUCUUGAAGCCCGAGAAUGCCCUCAAAAGGGCAGAAGAAUUGAUCAACGUGGGGCAGAAGCAGGAUGCUCUUCAGACUCUGCACGACCUUAUAACUUCAAAAAGAUACCGAGCAUGGCAAAAAACUCUGGAACGCAUUAUGUUUAAGUAUGUAGAGCUGUGUGUUGACAUGAGGAAAGGACGGUUUGCUAAGGACGGGCUUAUUCAGUACCGGAUCAUAUGUCAGCAAGUGAAUGUUAGUUCUCUGGAGGAAGUCAUUAAGCAUUUUAUGCAUUUGUCUACUGAGAAAGCAGAGCAAGCACGUAGCCAAGCUCAGGCCUUAGAAGAGGCCCUUGAUGUUGAUGACUUAGAGGCGGAUAAAAGGCCUGAGGACUUGAUGCUGAGCUAUGUCAGUGGCGAGAAGGGAAAGGAUAGAUCUGAUCGGGAGCUUGUUACCCCAUGGUUUAAAUUUCUUUGGGAAACUUACAGGACUGUGCUUGAGAUAUUGCGGAACAACUCUAAAUUGGAAGCUUUAUAUGCUAUGACAGCUCACCGAGCUUUCCAGUUUUGUAAGCAAUAUAAAAGAACAACAGAGUUCAGAAGGCUUUGUGAAAUCAUUAGAAAUCAUUUGGCUAAUCUUAACAAAUAUCGGGACCAACGAGACCGACCUGAUCUUUCUGCUCCUGAAAGCUUGCAAUUGUAUCUUGAUACAAGAUUUGAGCAGCUGAAAAUUGCCACUGAGCUUGAACUCUGGCAGGAAGCCUUUAGAUCUGUUGAAGAUAUACACGGGUUAAUGUGCAUGGUCAAGAAAACACCGAAACCAUCAUUGAUGACGGUUUACUAUGUUAAGUUGACUGAAAUAUUUUGGAUAUCUUCAAGUCAUUUAUAUCAUGCGUAUGCUUGGUUCAAACUCUUUUUGUUACAAAAAAGUUUCAACAAAAAUCUGAGUCAGAAGGAUUUGCAGUUGAUAGCUUCAUCUGUUGUUCUAUCUGCACUUUCAGUCCCUCCUCAUGAUCGCACUCACGGUGCAUCUCAUUUAGAACUAGAGCAUGAAAAGGAACGAAAUUUGAGGAUGGCAAAUCUCAUAGGCUUUAAUCUUGAAACAAAGCCCGAUAGCAGAGAAGUGCUCUCAAGGUCAUCACUUCUUGCUGAACUGGCAUCAAAGGGUGUAAUGUCUUGCGUUUCACAAGAAGUGAAAGACAUUUACUAUCUUUUGGAACAUGAAUUUCUACCGUCUGAUCUUGCACUAAAAGUACUACCCUUGCUGAAUAAAAUUUCAAAAUUAGGGGGUAAGUUUACCUUUGCUUCAUCAGUUCCAGAGGUGCAUUUUUCGCAGUAUGUCCCAGCACUUGAAAAGUUAGCUACCUUGAGGUUGCUACAACAGGUGUCUAAUGUGUACCAGUCGAUUAAGAUUGAAAACUUAGCUGGGAUGAUUCCUUUCUUUGAGUUUUCUGUUGUUGAAAAGAUUUCCGUAGAUGCUGUUAAGCAGAAGUUUCUGUCAAUGAAAGUUGACCACAUGAGAAAUGUUGUAAUUUUCUGCAAGACGAGUCUUGAGGCUGAUGGCUUGAGGGAUCACUUGGCAAGUUUUGCUGAGCAGUUGAACAAGGCAAGGCAAAUGAUUUGCCCACCUGAUGCGCAACGAUCAAAACACGGAGGCUUGCUUCCGACUCUGCCAGAGGUUGUAGCCAAAGAACACAAGAGGCUUCUUGCUCGAAAAUCAAUUAUUGAGAAGAGGAAAGAGGAACAAGAACGGCAGCUUCUUGAACAAGAACGUGAGGAGGAGUCUAAGAGAUUAAGAUUGCAGAAAUUUACUGAAGAAGCAGAGCGAAAGCGGCUCGAAACCGAGGUUGAGCUGAGGAAAAAACAAAGACUCAAAAUGGAAAUGGAGGAGAAAGAUAAAGAGGAAGCUCAGGCUAUUCUUCAGGAAGCUGAAAAGCGCUUCAAGAGAAAGGGUAAAAAGCCCAUCAUAGACGGGGGUGUAAUUUCUAAGAAAACCUUGGUGGAGUUGGCUUUGAUUGAACAACACCGGGAGAAGCAGGAAAUGGAGAAGAAACUGCAGAAAUUAGCUAAAACCAUGGAUUAUUUGGAAAGAGCAAAGAGAGAAGAGGCUGCUCCACUUAUUGAAGCUGCAUAUCAGCAACGCUUAGUGGAAGAGAGGGUUCUUCACGAACAUGAGCAACAACAAGAGGUUGAACUGAGCGAAGAGCGCCAUGCUGGUGAUCUCAAGGAGAAAGAGAGGCUUAGUCGAAUGAUGGGCUAUAAAGAGAUAUAUCAAGAGAAAGUUGUCAGUCAUCGCCAAGCAGAAUUUAACAGAUUGAGAAGAGAAAGGGAGGAACGUAUAUCUAGGAUUUUACAGUCUAGGAAACAGGAGAGGGAUAAAAUGAGGAAGUUGAAGUAUUAUCUAAUUGUUGAAGAAGAGAGACGGCAAAAAUUGCGUGAGGAGGAAGAAGCUCGAAAGCGUGAAGAGGCUGAGAGAAAAAAGAAGGAACAGGCUGAACACCAAGCUAAAUUGGAUGAGAUGGCUGAAAAGAUGAGGAAAAGACAACAAGAAAUUGAUGAAAAAAUUGAGAGGGAAAAGAGGGAAGCAUUGCUGGGCAGACCAACUGAACCAGCCAUGAGGCCCUAUGAGCCUCCUGCCCGUCCAUUGGAGUCUCGCCCUGCUGUUUCUGUAGCAUCCGCAUCCCCAGCUCCUGGGAAAUAUGUUCCCAAGUUCCGGCGAGCAGGAGCUGAGGCUGCAGCUGCUGCUCCUCCAGAAGCAGAUCGUUGGGCCAACAGUGGCAGCAGGCCAGAUGGUGACAGGUGGGACCGUGGCACUUCAUUUGGUGGGGGUUCAAGGUCAUCUUCAUCAUGGUCAUCUUCCAGGAAUUCUCGUGAUCGUCCAUGA